AUUUGGACUUCUGACACAUUACGCGGUAUAGUUGGAUGCAUGCGUUACAACGUGAUUCUCUUUCUCCUGUUUGCAAGUUCCAAUGCUUUUCCGUUUGUCGCGCUUGUACCGUUCUCAGUAGCAAUAACCGGAGUGAUAUACAAGUAUCGUUUAAACUGUCUCUUAUAUGAAUGCUGUUCUUCAGCCGUCCACUUCAACAAGACAAGCUUGGAACGAUCACUUUCGGAUGAAUUACAUGGUCAGCAUAUCGCAGCUGAGCGUGUGUAUCAUCAUUUAGUCGAUCAUAUUUCCGGUGGUUCGCCACAAAAGCCCCUGGCAUUGUCAUUCCAUGGCUACACUGGUGUUGGGAAGAAUUUUGUCUCAAAUAUUAUCGCGAAUAACGUCUUAAAAUUGGGAACACGGAGUCGGUUUUACCAUUUCUAUGAUGCGACAAUACACUUCAAACAUGCCUCUCGUAUUUCGGAGUACAAAGAACGCCUUUAUCGAGAUCUACAUACAGCUGUUUCCGAGUGCGCUACAUCAAUAUUCGUUUUUGAUGAAAUGCACAACAUGCCCCAUGGAAUAUUGGAUAUAUUGUCACCUUUACUAGAGGUCCGUGAAACGGUUGAAGGUGUAGAUUUUAGAAAGUCAAUAUUCAUCUUUUUGAGUAAUGCUGGUGGUAAUUAUAUCAAUAGGCGUACGUAUGAGCAUUUAGUUGGCGGGAAGAAGCGAGAAGAUCUGCGUUAUACAGAUGUCGAUCGUUUUUUAGCCAAAUCAGCAUUUAAUAAUGAAGGUGGCCUUCAGUACUCUGAGCUAAUUACUAAACAUCUGAUUACAGCUGUUAUUCCCUUCUUACCAUUACAGCCGACUCAUGUUAGAAAAUGUGUUCAAGAUGCUGCUAAGCGACGUAAUGUCACAUUUUCUGAAGAUAUGGUUCAAUUUGUACUGGAUGAACUUGAAUGGUCACCGGAAGGGAGCAAGUUCUUCUCUGUUUCAGGUUGUAAAAGAGUCUAUGAAAAAGUUGGAUUUUAUCUACAACAAUUGUAACAUUCGUCAUUUCUUUAGAAUUAUCAUUUUCUUGUCUAUCAACUUUAAAAAUCACUAUUUUGUACAUAAGAUUAUACUGCGUACCAUCUACUAAGUAUUUUUCCAUUGUCCACAUUUUUUGAAAUGAUCGUCUACUAAUAUAUGCAAUUUAUUAGUUUGUCGAAAUUAUCUUAAUGUUUUUUUGCCAGUCCUAGUAAUUCUAAAUUCAAAUUGAAUUUAUGCAUUUCUCUUCAUCAGGUUUCUCUUUUUUUCUUCAUGUAAUAUUUUAAAUAUAAACAAAGGAUUUGGUUUGUUGUCUUUAUUAUUCAUGUUAAUAAUUUUAAGGGUGAUCAGCAUUUUAUUUCAGUAUUCUUUUAGUGUUUAUGAUAAUGGUGAAUUUGAGUAUUGAUAAUCAUGUGAGUGAUUACAUGGGAUAUUAUAAAAACUAACAU
Molecule: messenger RNA, 1457 nt
Organism: Schistosoma spindalis
Lineage: Eukaryota; Metazoa; Platyhelminthes; Trematoda; Strigeidida; Schistosomatidae
Source: the annotation of a GenBank genome assembly